CAGCCCUGGCGGGGUCCUAGCAGCAGCUGGGUGUCUCGGUGCCUUCUGGGAGUCGUUCUUUCCGCAGUCGGCCCUAGGACAGACAAGAUGGGCAAGUGCCGUGGUCUUCGUACAGCAAGAAAGCUCCGUAAUCACCGACGUGAGCAAAAAUGGCACGACAAGCAGUACAAGAAGGCCCACUUGGGGACUGCCCUAAAGGCUAACCCUUUUUGGAGGUGCUUCCCAUGCUAAAGGAAUCGUCCUGGAAAAAGUCGGUGUUGAGGCUAAGCAGCCAAACUCUGCCAUCAGGAAGUGCGUAAGAGUGCAAUUGAUCAAGAACGGCAAGAAAAUUACAGCUUUCGUACCAAACGACGGUUGUCUGAACUUUAUUGAGGAAAAUGAUGAAGUGUUGGUUGCUGGAUUUGGUCGUGCUGGUCAUGCCGUUGGUGACAUUCCUGGUGUGCGAUUCAAGGUUGUCAAAGUAGCCAAUGUUUCCCUGUUGGCCUUGUACAAAGGCAAGAAGGAGAGACCAAGAUCAUAA
This is a messenger RNA of Staurois parvus, 520 nucleotides long. The record is from the annotation of a GenBank genome assembly. NCBI's taxonomy places the organism in Eukaryota, Metazoa, Chordata, Amphibia, Anura, Ranidae.